Trichoderma reesei QM6a is the source of this 681-nucleotide messenger RNA. Its product is annotated as adenosine/AMP deaminase. Gene Ontology annotation, biological process: adenosine catabolic process; inosine biosynthetic process. The transcript has 4 exons. Gene Ontology annotation, molecular function: adenosine deaminase activity. Lineage: Eukaryota; Fungi; Ascomycota; Sordariomycetes; Hypocreales; Hypocreaceae. Bases 1 to 681 code for a protein of 226 amino acids. The record is from RefSeq and is a predicted model, not a curated record.
AUGGACUAUGUAGCCCUGCCAAAGAUUGAGCUCCACGCUCAUCUCACAGGCAGCAUCUCCCGCCAAACCCUCCACGAGAUAUGGCUCACCAAGUCCGCCUCUGGCUCGACCGAUCUCGAGGACCCUCUCCUCUCCAAGCCCCCCAUCAUCGUAGGCCUAGACCUCUGCGGCGACCCAACCGUCCGUCCCCAAGGCGAAAUAUCCCUCUAUACCCCGAUCUUCCAACGAGCCCGCGCCGCAGGCCUCGGCAUCACACUCCACUUCGCAGAAACUCCCGCCAGCGCAUCCCCCGCCGAGCUGCGCACCCUGCUCUCCUGGCAGCCGCACCGCCUCGGCCACGUCAUCUGGGACGACGACGAGUCCAAGCGCGAGGUUGCGCGCAGAAGAGAUGAGCUCUGUCUGGAGCUGUGCCUGAGCUGCAAUGUCCAGGCGGGCAUGGUGACGGGCGGCUUCGAGGGGCAUCAUUUCGGGGCGUGGAGGGCUGUGGAGGGUGUCAAGGUGACUCUUGGGACCGACGACGUGGGCAUCUUCGGCAGCCCCCUAUCCAACGAAUACCGCCUCGUCGCGCAGCACUUCCGCCUCGACAAGGCCCAGAUCUGCGCCCUCGCCAGAGAAUCCAUCGACCACAUCUUUGGCGGCAAGCACGAAAAGGAACGACUGCGGAAUAUUAUGUGGACUUGA